UUUCUACUUCUUUUCACAGGAUAAUAUAAACGUUUUUUUGAAAGCUUGUGAACAGAUUGGAUUGAAAGAAGCCCAGCUUUUCCAUCCUGGAGAUCUGCAGGAUUUAUCUAAUCGCGUCACUGUCAAGCAAGAAGAGACCAGUAGGAGAGUGAAAAAUGUUUUGAUAACAUUAUACUGGCUGGGAAGAAAAUCACAGAGUAACCCCUACUAUAAUGGUCCCUAUCUUAAUUUGAAAGCAUUUGAGAAUCUUUUAGGACAAACUCUUACCAAGGCACUUGAAGACUGUAGUAGCCUGAAAAGAAGUGGCCGGGACAGUGGUUACGGUGAUAGCUGGUGUGCAGAGCGAGGAGAGUUUCCUGCUCCUCCAGGCAGCCAAAGGAGAGAAGAUUCUUUUGAAAGCUUGGACUCCUUGGGGUCGAGGUCAUUUACAAGCUGCUCUUCUGAUAUCACACUGAGAGGGGGACGUGAAGGCUGCGAAAGUGAUACAGAUUCCGAAUUUGCAUUCAAAAUGCAGGAUUAUAAUAAGGAUGACAUGUCCUAUAGAAGGAUUUCAGCCAUUGAACCCAAGUCAGCCUUACCCUUCAAUCGCUUCUUACCCAACAAGAGUCGACAACCAGCCUAUGUGCCAGCACCCUUGAGGAAGAAAAAGCCGGAUAGAAAUGAAGAUAACCGGAGAAGCUGGGCAAGCCCAGCAUAUGCAGGCACUGAUGGAGCAUUCCCCAGUCACGAGAGGAGGACUUGGGCCACAUCUAUGGAGAACUGGUCAUCUGUACAACUAACCUCUCAUUCCCCUCGCUGUUUGGAAGAGGAAAGAAAGACAAGCAUGCACAACAUCUCAAGGGAUGAUCUUUAUGUGCGAAAGCUAUGUCCCAUCAUGCCGGCCCCAGGAAAUGCUUCUGAUCAGUUCCUUCCCAAAUGUUGGAUCCCAGAAGAUGUGAACUGGAAAAGGAUCAAAAGGGAAACUUAUAAACCAUGGUAUAAAGAAUUUCAGGGAUUCAGUCAGUUUUUAUUACUUCAGGCCCUCCAAUCAUACUCGGAUGACGUCUUGUCUUCUAAAACACAUGCCAAAAUUGACCCCACUGCGGGCCCCAGGCUCAUAACCCGCAGAAAGAAUCCCUCUUCUGCAUUAGGGUACAGAAGAGAUGACCUUGAAUUGACAGCCCUGGACCCCGACCUAGAGAACGAUGAUUUCUUUGUCAGAAAGAUGAGGACUUUCCAUGCCAAUCCCUAUGUCUUCCGGGCUUUUGAAGACUUUAGAAGAUUUUCUGAGCAAGAGGAUCCCGUAGAGCGUGAUAUCAUUUUGCAGUGUAGAGAAGGGGAACUGGUCCUGCCUGAUUUGGAAAGAGAUGAUAUGAUCAUUCGCCGGAUGCCUGCACAGAAGAAAGAGGUGCCUCUGUCGGGUGCCCCUGAUCGAUACCAACCAGUUCCCUUCCCUGAACCUUGGACGCUUCCUCCAGAAAUUCAAGCCAAAUUUCUUUGUGUGCUUGAAAGGACUUGCCCGUCCAAAGAAAAGAAUAAUAGUUGUCGAGUGCUGGUUCCUUCGUACCGGCAGAAGAAAGAUGACAUGUUGGCUCGUAAGAUCCAGUCUUGGAAGCUGGGAACUGUUGUACCUCCUAUCAGCUUCACCCCUGGGCCCUGCAGUGAGGCUGAUUUACGCAAAUGGGAGGCCAUCCGGGAGGCCAGCAGGCUUAGGCACAGAAAACGGCUGAUGGUGGAGAGACUUUUUCAAAAGAUUUAUGGUGAAAAUGGGAGUAAGUCCAUGAGUGAUGUCAGUGCAGAGGAUGUUCAGCAGCUGCGUCAGCUACGUUAUGAGGAAAUGCAGAAAAUAAAAUCGCAAUUAAAAGAACAAGAUCAGAAAUGGCAGGAUGACCUUGCCAAGUGGAAAAGUCGUCGCAAGAGCUACACCUCGGAGCUGCAGAAGAAAAAAGAAGAGCGAGAAGAAAUCGAAAAGCAGGCUCUAGAGACAUCUGACAGGAGCUCUAAGACCUUUAAGGAGAUGCUUCAGGACAGGGAGUCCCGAGAUCAAGUCUCUACAAUUACAUCAAGGAGGAGAAUUUACUCUUCUGAUGAUGUGCUAAGUGAAGAAGUUUCCUCCCUUUCAUUGACCAUGUCAGCAGCAAGUGACCAGAGUGGGAGAGUGGAAGAGAAAGGAACCACGUCUCCUGUAGAAGUACCACCUGAAGAAGAUUCUACGACUUUUGCAAAAACAGAGGACAGUAGCACAGGUUUUGCAAAAACAGAGGACAGUAGAACAGUUGAAAUUCAGCUUCCUUCUAAGAGCUACGUGGAAGAACACCGCCCGGUUUCUUUGUCUUCUCAGCACUCCCUGAGCACUCAAAUAGAGUCGACUCGAGUUUCAACUUCUUUCCCCAGAAGUUACCAGAAAACUGAUACAGCCAGGUUAACAUCUGUGGUCACAGCGAGACCUUUUGGCUCACAUUCAAGAGGAAUCACAUCACUCCCGAGAUCCUACACGCUGGAUGAUUCCUGGAAGUAUAAUGGAGAUGUAGACAGCCUUAAGAGGACUCAGAACAGUUCCAGCAGCGCCUCGACACGAAUCCAGGAACCUAUCCCACUUGCUCCAGGCUUGUCCAGUGUGCGUGAGACACCAGUAGAGAAUGAACCAAGAAGUGUCUCUCCUACCCCUUCCUUGUCAUCUCUUUCCCAGGACCAGCCUGCCAUUUCUAAAGCCACAUUGUCUACUACGUCUGGUCUCGAUUCCAUGUCUGAAUCUGGGGAAGGGCAAGGCUCACCGCAGAGGGAGGUUUCAAAGUCACAGGAUCAGUUCAGUGAUAUGAGAAUCAGCAUAAACCAGACGCCUGGGAACGCUCUUGACUUUGGCUUUACAGUAAGAUGGGAUUUUUCCGGCAUCUUCGUAGAUUCAGUCGAAGCAGGUAGUCCAGCAGAAUUUUCUCAGCUACAGGUAGAUGAUGAGAUUAUUGCUAUUAACAACACCAAGUUUUCAUAUAAGGACACAAAAGAGUGGGAGGAAGCCAUGGCUAAUGCUCAAGAAACUGGAAACCUAGUGAUGGAUAUCAGGCGCUAUGGAAAGUCUGGUUCACCUGAAACAAAAUGGAUUGAUGCAACUUCUGGAAUCUACAACUCAGACAAAUCUUCAACUAUAUCAAUAACAACUGAUUUCUCAGAAAGCCGGCAGAGCUCUAAUAUUCAAUCCAAAGAAGUCAAUGGAAUUUGUGAUGAAAGCAAUAACUUGGAAACAAAAGCAUCUGAACCUAUUUCUUUGAAAAACUUAAAAAGGCGGUCACAAUUUUUUGAACAAGGAAGUGCCGAUUCUGUGGUUCCGGAUCUCCCAGUUCCAACCAUCAGUGCAUCAAGUCGCUGGGCCUGGGAUCAAGAGGAGGAGCGAAGGCGGCAGGAAAGAUGGCAGAAGGAGCAGGACCGGCUGUUGCAGGAGAAAUAUCAGCGCGAGCAAGAGAAAUUGAGAGAAGAAUGGCAGAAGGCUAAGCAGGAGGCCGAGCAAGAAAAUUCUAAAUACUUGAAUGAGGAACUCAUGGUUCUAAACUCAAGCAGCAUUUCUUUGACCACUCGGGAGCCUGCAGUGCCUUCCUGGGAAGCCAGCUGGGGUGAAGGAUCCAAGUCUUCGGAUAGGGAAGGAACUCGAGCAGGAGAGGAGGAGAGCGGCCUGCAGCCAGAGGACAGUGUGCAGAAGCUGCAGGAGCAACUUAUUCUUGAGGAGGGGAAGCUGAAGGAGGAGCAGCAGUAUCAGGAGGAACAGGAGCUGAAGCAGCGUCAGUACCAGGAGGAAUUGGAGCAGCGUCAGUACCUGGAGGAGCAGAAGCAGCAACAGUAUCAGGAGGAGCUGAAGCAACGUCAGUACCAAGAGGAGCUGAAGCAGAGACAGUACCAGGAGGAGUUGAAGCAGAAGCAGUGGCAGGCUGAGGCUGAGGCACAGAAGCAGCGAGCAGAGGAACAGAAGCGCCAGGUGGAGAGAGAAAGGGAAACAUCAGUGAAAAUAUACCAAUAUAAAAGGCCUAUUGAUUCCUAUGACAUACCAAAGAAAGAAGAAGAAUCUUCAGGUUUACUUCCUAGUGACAGGAAUAAAUCUAGAUCUACUACUGAACUGGAUGGUUUUCCCAUAAAUAAAAAUGGAAGCAAUAAAUAUGUAGACCGAAUUGGGAACACAAGCUCCUUGCAAAGGACCUUCAAGAAGGAACAAGUCCUGUCAGGAGCAGAGUUGGAGAGACAACAAAUCCUUCAAGAAAUGAGAAAGAGAACCUCCCUCCACAAUGACAACAGCUGGAUCCGCCAACGCAGUUCCAGUGUAAAUAAAGAGCCUAUUUGUCUACCUGGGAUUAUGCGCAGGGGUGAGUCUCUGGAUAACCUAGAUUCUCCAAGAUCCCAUUCCUGGAGACAGGCCCCAUGGCUCCAUCAGUCUACUGGUGUCUACGCUUCUUCCUCGGUUCAAGACUUCAGCCGGCCGCCACCCCAAAUGUUGUCCACGUCAAACAGAGCCUACAUGCGGACACCCUCUUCCAGCAUACCCCCACCUUCCACAGGAUCUGUGAUAAUUCCCAGCGCCCCGUCCCCCAUCCCACGCAGCCAGUCCCCCUCAGCGACUCAGUCAGGCUCUCAGCUGCGAAACAAUGCGUGUCCUGUGAGCGUGACCUCGGAGGCUCCACCAAAGGAGCUGAAGUCAGAAUCAGACACAAUGAGCUGUACUGCAACGACUGCUAUCUCAGAUUCAAAUCUGGCCGGCCAACUGCCAUGUGAUGUAAGCGCCCAUACGAAAGCACUGUUGCAGAUAGAAGAAGAGGUGUUUUCUGCUGAUAGAGAUCUAUAAAUAUAUGUUGUAUGUCUUUUUUGACUUUUUUAAAGAAUAACCCCUCCUUUUCUUUUUUUUUUUUUUUUUUUUGCCUCGUUAGAUUACACCAGAACAUUAGAGUGUUGGUAGAACCUGUAUUUUUGUUGUUUAUUUAUAAGAAGGUAAUUAUACAUGGGGGGAAAAGUGCAGUAUUUACUUUUCAGCUUCAUCUUUAAAGCACAAGAAAAAGAAUGUGUUUAAAACGCUUCAGGUGAAUGAUUUCAUUUGACUUUUUUAGUGGAAUUUUGAAGAGGGAUAUUUUAUUGUUUUUAAAAAAAAGGUUCUGAGACAUUAUUUGAAAUAGUUAAUAUAAAUAUGUAAUUGCAUUUGCUCUUUUUAUUAUAAUGUACACUAAAUUAAUACAGAACCACUUGGGAAAUUUCACCAAUAUCCAUCCCUAAACUCAUUUUCUGUAUUCUAUCUAUGUAAUAUUAUGACUUUUUAAAACGACUCUAGCUUCCAUAACAUUUUAUUUGCUUGUUGGGGAGAGCUCUGUCUUCAUGAGAAUUGUUGCUGAGAAAUCCCAAUAGAAGAUCGUUGCUUUUCAUAAAUGCAGAAUCAACAUAAUCUGUAUACAAGAGCUUUAUCCAGAAACUAGGGAGCCUUUCUCAUCAGCUGAAUAUGUAAAUAAACUUGGUGAUGCAUUUAACAAA
Molecule: messenger RNA, 5475 nt
Organism: Suncus etruscus (white-toothed pygmy shrew)
Lineage: Eukaryota; Metazoa; Chordata; Mammalia; Eulipotyphla; Soricidae
Gene: LMO7
Product: LIM domain 7
Exons: 27
Coding region: 509-4801 (1430 amino acids)
Biological process (GO): regulation of cell adhesion; regulation of signaling
Molecular function (GO): protein binding
Source: RefSeq, a predicted model, not a curated record